AUGGCGCCCAUUGCUGUGACGCCAGAUAGCUCAACCGCCAGUCCUUCUGGCGACAGCUGCAACGGCUACUUUCACGUGCGUAAUGGUAACGGCCAUAACAACAUCAGCAACAAUGGCCAUACCCAUGGCGAACACGGCCAUUCUGCCACCGUAGGGAAUGGUCAUGGCAAUGGCCAUGGCAACGGUAAUGGCGCCCCUCUUGACGGCCUCCGGAUCGACACCAAUGGCCAUGGCAGCUGGACUGCCGACUCUGGUCAAGAUAUGCCUAUAGCCAUUGUUGGAAUGGCUUGUCGCAUGCCCGGCAAUGUCGCUACUCCGGCCGAGUUUUGGGAACUCUGUACUAGGGCCCGGUCCGGCUGGUCUGAAAUCCCCAAGCAGAGAUUCAACAGUGCCCGUUUCCACCAUCCCAACCAGGGCAAAGGCGGCACCCUGAAUCCCCUCGGCGGCAACUUCUUGAAUGUCGACCUAGCCGCCUUUGAUGCCCCGUUUUUUGGUCUGACUGAAAAGGAGGCCAUUUCUAUGGAUCCUCAGCAGCGUCUUCUUCUCGAAUGCACUUUUGAAGCACUCGAAAAUGCUGGCAUUCCAAAGCAUACCAUUGUCGGAAAGGACGUAGGUGUUUUUGUCGGCGGUUCCUUUCCCGAGUACGAAUCUCAUCUCUUCAGAGACUCAGAUACCAUACCUAUGCACCAGGCGACCGGUUGUGCAUAUGCCAUGCAGUCCAACCGUAUAUCGCACUUCUUCGACCUACGAGGCCCCAGUUUCACGGCCGACACAGCAUGUUCCUCUAGCAUGGUAGCCAUCCAUCUGGCUUGUCAAAGCUUGCGAACCGGUGAAUCAAGCUCCGCUUUGGUGGGUGGCUGUCACCUCAACAUACUUCCCGAGUUCUGGGUAUCCUUUUCGACUUGCAGACUGCUCUCGGAUACCGGCCGUUCAUUUUCCUUUGACAAUCGAGGCACCGGGUUUGGCCGUGGAGAGGGCUGUGGCAUGAUUGUCCUGAAGCCACUGGACCAGGCUAUAAAGGAUAAUGAUCCUAUCAGGGCAGUCAUUGCCGCAACUGGCCUUAACCAGGAUGGCAAGACGCCCGGCAUUACUAUGCCAAAUGGGUCGGCGCAAGAGGACCUUAUGCGCCAAGUCUAUGGCAAUGCUGGCCUUGACCCGAAUUUGUGCGGUUUUGUCGAGGCCCAUGGAACCGGCACUAGGGUCGGUGAUCCCAUUGAGGCUACUGCCAUUCACAAUGUUUUGGGCCAAGACAGAACCCCCCGUAACCCUCUAUGGAUCGGCUCUGUAAAAUCCAACAUUGGCCAUCUGGAAGGGGCAUCCGGUAUUGCCGGUGUCAUCAAAGCAGCCCUCAUGCUUGAGCGUGGUUUCAUCCUUCCGAACCAUGAUUUCAAACAGCCAAACCCAAAGAUCCCCUGGAAGGAGUGGAACCUAAAGGUCCCGGUGACCCAAAGGCCGUGGCCACGCGGCAAAAAAUAUAUCAGCGUCAACAAUUUCGGAUUUGGUGGAACAAACGGCCAUAUUGUACUAACGGCAGCACCAUUUCUGGGUCCUAAAACUUCGGGGCCCUCCCAUGACGACACCAUCAUGGCGUCCGAUAAGUCAGGGCCAGGCCGCAAGCUUUACGUUGUCACGGCCAAUGACAAGGCGGCUCUUUCGCAACAGAUGAAAAACAUCGUGGUUUACCUUGAGCAGAGACCUGAGAUCUUCCAGGUAGAUCUCACCAGCAAUCUUGCUUAUACGCUUGGACAGCGGCGGUCCCUCCUGCAAUGGAGAGCUGCUAUACCCGCCAUCAACUCCUUUGAGUUGAUCGAAGCAAUCAACGGAGAAAAGGUUAUUACCGGUAAAGAAACCGAGCCUCUCAGACUAGGUUUUAUCUUUACCGGUCAAGGUGCUCAGUGGUAUGCCAUGGGUCGGGAAUUGUACGAGCAAUAUCCGACAUUUACCACGAGUAUUUUGCUGGCCGACACCUGCUUAGCUGCCCUCGGGGCGGAAUGGUCACUUAUUGAGGAACUCGGCAGAGAUUCCAAAACCAGCGGGGUCAGUGAGGCUCAUAUUAGCCAGCCAUCAUGUACUGCGGUCCAAUUGGCACUCGUUAACUUGCUGCGAGGCUGGGGUCUUCGGCCAACUGCUGUGGCAGGUCAUUCCAGUGGUGAGAUUGCCGCUGCAUAUGCUGCGGGCAUUAUCGACUUCGAAUCUGCCAUGGCAAUUGCCUACCAUCGAGGCAGGCUGAUCCCUAUUCUCAAGCAAAAGUACCCCGAGCUCAAGGGCCGCAUGAUGGCUGUUGGAGGAAGCAAGAAGGAGUUCACACCCCUUAUCGAAGGGCUACAAGAGAAGGAAGUCAGGAUUGCUUGCUACAACAGUCCUUCCAGCUUGACCAUUUCCGGCGAUGAACCUGCCUUGGCCGAACUAGAGAGGAUCUGCGAGAAGAAGCAGCUUUUCAACAGGCGUUUGGUCGUUGACGUCGCUUACCAUUCCCACCACAUGAACUUGGUCGCCAAGGAUUACCGUGCCUCCAUCGCCAAUCUUCCACCGCCAGCUCGGACUGGCGUGCAGUUUCACUCUUCUCUGUAUGGUCAUCUUGUUGACGCUGCCGACUUGCAGCCUAACUACUGGGUUGACAACUUGACUUGUCCUGUACGCUUCAGUGAGGCGUUGCAGAGCAUGCUUGCGCCGGUCGGCGACCACAAGCACGGAGUCAACAUGCUCGUCGAACUGGGUCCUCAUUCCGGACUCCAAGGACCUAUCAAGCAGGUGCUCAAAGAGGUCGGCGGAAGCGCACCAAAGAUUCCAUACGCUUCUGCUCUUGUUAGGAAACGGAACGCCGUUGAGACCGCUCUGGAACUUGCCGCGCAAUUGUUCACCAGAGGGGCAAAUCUUGACUUUGGUGCCGUCAACUUCCCUAAGCCAACCAAACCACCAACGCUGCUGACAGAUCUUCCACGAUACCCUUGGAACCGUUCUACAAGGUAUUGGCAGGAAUCUCGUAUGACAGAUAUGCACAAGAACGCGGUUGGUUCGAGGAGCGACAUCAUCGGUGUCUUGGCCAACUACUCGAGCGAUCUAGAGCCCACAUGGCGCAACAUCGUUCGCUUGGACGACCUACCCUGGCUGCGUCAUCACAAAGUUCAAAACUUGAUCAUGUUUCCCAUGUCUGGUUUUCUCGCGAUGGCUAUGGAGGCCGCCUCCCAGAAGGCGAAAAGCAAACACCGCUCAUUUGAUAAGUACCAGAUGAGGGACAUUGCCAUAACAAAGCCGCUCGUGAUCCCAGACAACGACAUUGAGAUUACAAUUAGUCUCCGUCCGCACCAAGAGAGUACCCUUAUCUCAUCUGAGACAUGGGACGAGUUCAGGGUUUGCUCAUGGUCUUCUGGCCAAGGUUGGGUAGAGCAUUGCGUUGGUUUGAUCGCAACGGCCAAAACCACGGACAAUGAUGUGGUUCGGGGCCUACAAGCCGGGAAUGGCUUUGAAGACCACCUACGUUCUGUUACACCAACCACCGACGACACACAAUGGGCUUCAGUCAAUUCUCAGCAGAUGUACGAGACCCUGAACAAGCUUGAGGUUAUGUACGGAUCUACCUUCCAAGGUCUCGACAAUAUCAACGCAUGCGACACACAGUCAACAGGAGAUAUUGUUGUUACGGAUGUGGCCAAGGAGAUGCCAGGUGGCCACUUGACCGAAGCCGUGGUACAGCCCGCAUUUCUCGAGUCGCUCAUUGGUAUGUACUGGCCGAUACUUGGGGCAGGGCGCCGAGAAGUUGACACGAUCUACCUUCCGUCCUCGAUUGACUACAUGACCAUCUCUUCAAUCAUAACCCAACUGGCACGCGAGCCUGGAAAUACGCUGCGCGCCAUUUGCAAGGGCGAGGUCUUUCCUGGCAUUCAUCGGCCGUUCAAGGUGCAAAUGGUUGCGGCCCCAGCUGCUUCUAUGGAGAGCACGAUUUCAGUUGAUGGCUUGACAAUCUCACCUGUUCUCAACGGGGAUACUCUAGAGAAAAGCACUACUCCUCGCGACCUCUGCUACAAGCUUGAAUGGGAGCCGGUUUAUUACAGGACGAAUCAGCUUCCUGUUGGUGUCCAAAUUGUAAUCAUUUAUGAGGAUUCCAACUUUCAGAAACUUGUCGCUCUGGGGCUGGCGAACGCACUCGAGAAAGUUACGGGGAGGUUACCUGAAGUCGGUAACCUCGGCACAGUUGACCCAGAAGGAAAGACUUGCAUCUUCCUGAAUGAGCUGCAUCAGCCUUUCUUGGCCACUCUUACGCCAUCGCAGUUCUCUGGAUUGCAAACGCUUUUGACCAGGGUUGAGGCUAUUCUAUGGGUAGUCAAGGGAGCAUACGACAAAUGCACUGAACCGGAGGCAAACAUGGUUACUGGUCUCAGCAGAACCAUCCGUUCGGAAACCGCGCUUCGGUUUGCUACGCUGGAUCUCGAUGCGGCCACGCCUCUCUCGGAAGCCAAGGCGGCAGACGUGAUCUUCAGCGUCUUCAAGAUCGCUUUCGGGUCUGUUUCCUCAUCGAUGAGUGAACAAGAGUUUAUGGAGAGGGAGGGAUCGCUUUUCACCCCGCGCAUCACCCAUGACAGGGAAACCGACGAAGAAGUGCACAAUUUGACAAAUCCAAGAGCCUUAGAGCCCACCGCUUUUGGUAAUAACAGCCGACUUCUGAGGCUGGAGAUCUCUGCGCCCGGUGCUUUGGGUACACUUCACUUUGUCGACGACCACUCACUGGAAGUGCCGCUGGCAGUUGAUCAAAUUGAGAUUGAGGUCAAGGCUGUCGGCAUGAAUUUCCGAGAUUCCAUGGCUGCAAAGGGUCAAAUUCCCAUCACCAUGUCUGGCGCUGAAGCAAGCGGGAUUGUUAUCGCUGUUGGGAGCAGUGUCUGCUCUUUCAGGGUUGGCGAUCGUGUUACAGCGCUCACACAAGGCGCUUUCGCGACGCGAGCGAGGGCAACUGCCAGCCUAGCAUUCAAGGUCCCGGAACACAUCUCCUUUGAAGCAGCUGCCACGUUGCCCCUUGGUUACUGCGUUGCAUAUUACAGCCUGGUUGAUGUUGGGCGCUUGGCUGAGGGAGAGACCGUCCUCAUACACCAAGCAGCAGGGGCUGUCGGUCAAGCAGCCAUUUGCCUCGCUCAGAUGAUUGGAGCUGAGAUUUUCGCGACGGUUGGGAGUGCUGAGAAGAAGGAGCUGCUCGUCAAUGAGUUCGGUCUCCCUUCCGAUCAUGUCCUGUACAGCCGCGACACUACUUUUGGGCCUACCAUUCGCCAUGCUACCUGUGGCAGGGGGGUAGAUGUUAUCCUCAACUCAUUGAUUGGUGAUGGGCUGCGGGAAUCCUGGGAGUCUCUCGGCAAGUUUGGGCGGCUCGUUGACAUAGGCAAGCGCGACUUUGCAUCGAAGCCUCGAGUGGAAGUAUCCGCUGCCAACAAAAACGCCAGCUUUAUUUCGGUUGACAUCUUUGCUCUGCUGGCCGAACGGCCAAAAGUCCUCAAACGUGUGUUUGCCGAUAUUUCCCGACUGCUUAGAUACGGAAAGGUGCGGCCGGCAAGCCCGCUUUCUGCCUUUCCAAUCUCAGAUGUCGAAGGUGCAUUGAAGAUGCAACAAGGCGGUUCUGUUAUCGGCAAGGUGGUGGUGACUCUGGGUGGGUCUGAUCUUGUCAAGGCCCCGCCAUCACGCCGGUCAAAGGAUCUCCUUCAUUCCGAUGCGACAUAUAUCUUGGUUGGCGGCACCGGUGGUCUCGGAAGAAGUAUGGCGCGAUGGAUGGCAGGAAAGGGUGCGAAGAACAUCGUUCUUGUCUCGAGGAGCGGUUCCAUCACCGGAAAGGUCAAAGAACUUGUCAAAGAUCUCUCUGUGCUUGGAGUGAGCGUCCAUGUCCGCCGCUGCAAUGUGGUCAACAAAGCUGAAGUGGACGAGCUCAUCCAAACUGGACUGCGGGGGCUGCCCCCUAUUAGGGGUGUUGUGCACGGAACGAUGGUUUUGCGCGACGUUCUUUUCGAGAAGAUGACAUGGACUGACUAUACUGAAGUCAUUGAGGGUAAGGUCCAAGGUGGCUGGAACUUUCACCAAGCAUUGUUAUCCUCGCCACUCGAUUUCUUCGUGGCUAUUUCAUCCGCAGCCGGUGCCGUGGGAAACCGUGGGCAAGCGGCAUAUAGUGCAGCAAACUGCUUCCUGAAUGGUCUGGUCCAGUACCGGCUUGCCCAUGGUCUUCCUGCGUCAUCACUUGACCUCACCGCUGUUUCCGAUUCCGGCUAUCUAGCUGAAGACCUCGAAAAAGCUGCUGAGGUAGCCCGAAAUCUUGGGAGCGAUACAAUAUGCGAGGCAGAGGUUCUCGCCCUGUUGCAUGCCGCCAUUAGUGGAAAGCUGACGUCGGCCUGUAACAAUCACACGAUUACCGGCAUGCGUAUUACCUCUACACUGCGACCGUUCUGGACCGAAGAUGCAAAAUUCAAGGCUAUGCGCAUAGCAGCCGAAGAUGAGGCGGCAAAGAACGCAUCGUUGAACGCGGUUGUGUCGUUCAAUGCAGCCUUGAAGGGUGCCAGAUCACCCACUGAGGCCGAAGACGUGGUAUGCAAAGGGCUGGUUGAGAAGAUUUCAUCUGUGCUGAUGCUUGACGCGGACGACAUGGAUAUCACACUAUCUCUCUCGCACUAUCCCUUGGAUUCUUUGGUGGCUAUUGAGAUCCGCAAUUUCGUUACCCGUGAGUUUGAGGCGAAUCUUCAGGUGCUGGAACUUCUAUCAAGUGGGUCGAUUCAAACACUGGCAAAGGCGGUAUGUGCGAAGACGAAGAUCGUCUCGUUCAAAGGAUAG
Molecule: messenger RNA, 6795 nt
Organism: Sordaria macrospora k-hell
Lineage: Eukaryota; Fungi; Ascomycota; Sordariomycetes; Sordariales; Sordariaceae
Biological process (GO): secondary metabolite biosynthetic process; fatty acid biosynthetic process
Molecular function (GO): 3-oxoacyl-[acyl-carrier-protein] synthase activity; fatty acid synthase activity; oxidoreductase activity
Source: RefSeq, a predicted model, not a curated record